AGCGACACGUUCAAUCCGGAAAAGGGGCAAACUGCCAGCCCAGCAUCCUCACAGGGAGAAAAAUGCAGUUUGUUUGUGAUGGAUGCAACUGCCGUGCUGAGAGAGAGGGAGAAAGGGAGAGAGAGGGCGCAUAUAUUUGCAAAUGUUUGACACAUUCAGUGUUGACAAAACGAGUCAUGUGACGACCGUGAAGAUGGCGCAGCUUACGGUACAUUGCAGUUUUCUCACAGUUUCCUCGCGCCGGCUCCACAGUCCGGGAUCGGCGAACGACAUCGCGACCUAUUACCUACUAAUUACCGAGCGAUUCUGCCCCGUUCACGAUCGGCUGAGCAGCCUAUUGUGGAUCAGCUGGACUUGAACGGCGAUUGGCUGUAGGGGAGGGAGGAGGAGGGAAGAGCGAAAAACAAAGAAAUUAAAUAAAUAAGCUUCGAGGGAAAAAAAAGAGAGAGAAGAAAUCUCGCUUCAUGUGAAAUGCGGUUGCAAUAACACCUUUGUGUGUGUAUGUGUGGAGACCAGAAAACCGCCGCGUGCGUGCGUGCGUGCCCGUGUGAUUGCGUGCAUGUGUGCGCGUUACAUUAGGUGGACACGGAGACUGCAUCAGACUGGACACACACACACACACACACACACACACGGGGACAUAAUAGAAGCGGAGAUAUUGAGGCUUUGAUGGUCCUUCCUCUCUCUCUCUCUCUCACCAUCACUACCUCCCCCCUCCUCUCUCUCUCUCUCUCUCUCUCUCUCUCUCUCUCUCUCUCGUGCGCACACACACACACAGAAAACGCCAGGAUACUGAUUCCGGUCGAGACAUGUAGUCCCGUGUAUGUAUGUAUGUAUGUAUGUAUGUGUCUAUGGGCAGUCAGGAUAUUUUGUAGCCUUCAGCUCUCAUUUUUUAAAGCAGCAUCAUCUCAUCGACAUAAUGUGGCUUGGUCUACCGGAGGGAAAAUAACCAAAUAUGUGGAUACCUACAGAGGAGGAGAAAAUCGGAGUUGUGAUCUGCAACUUCCGGUCAGCAAUAUGUCAGGCCCUGGUCCUGGAGAUUGGGGAAACUGUACAGAUUCUGGAGAAGAGUGAAGGUUGGUACAGAGGCUUUUCCACCAAGAAGCCGUCUAUCAAGGGUAUUUUCCCAGUCAGCUAUGUCCACUUGAAGAAAUCCACAGUGACCAACAGAGGGCUGUGUGAGACGGUGGUGCCCCUCGAGGACCCUAUAAUCACAGAGACCACCUCCACACUGCAGGAAUGGGGUGUCUUGUGGAAGCAGCUCUAUGUGAAACACAAGGUGGAUCUAUUCCAUAAGCUCCGUCAUGUGAUGAACGAGCUCAUCGACCUGCGCCGGCAGCUGAUCCAGGGUCAUCUCGCCCAGGACCAGACUCGUGAGAUCAAGCGGCACAUCACUGUACGGCUUGACUGGGGCAACGAGCACCUUGGCUUAGACCUUGUUCCCAGAAAAGAGUUUGAAAUGGUGGAUCCAGAGCAGAUCAGUGUGUCGGAGCUAUACAAACUGCACGUAUCCAGCAGACACUGUGGUCAGCAAAGCACAAAUCAGGGUGACAGCCUGAGACAGCGCCAUGGUGACGGUUGCCGUGUCCCCGUGUCGCACCACCUCUUCAUCAAUCUGAAGAGCUUUACUUACAACAGCAUCAGUGAGGAUGCAGAUGUCUUCUUCUCUCUGUACGACACUCGUGAGGCCAAACAGAUCAGUGAGAAGUUCAUGGUGAAACUGAACAAAAAUGGAGGACCAAAGAAUCCUGAGAAAGUUGAUCGCCUGUGUGCUCUCUUCACGGACCUGAGCAGUAAAGACUUGAAGAGAGAUCUGUACAUCGUUGCACAUGUCAUAAGAACUGGCCGUAUGCUGCUGAAUGACUCAAAGAAAGGCCCCCCUCAUGUGCAGUACAGGCGACCUUAUGGCUGCGCUGUUCUUGCCAUGAGUGACGUUUUCCACACCAUCACUGACCUCAAAGAGGAGAAGGACUUUGUGCUCAAAGUUUAUACAUGUAACAAUGAAAACGAGUGGUACCAGAUACACGAGAACAUCAUCCGCAAGUCCAACACCAAGUACUCUGCUCCCAGCACCAACUAUGGCCUCAUCAUUUCCCUGCAGCUGCUGCGGGGUGAGCUGGAGCAGAUCAGACGGGAGAACCAGGCUGUGUUCAACAGGGCCCUGGCGCUCACACGCAAACUGGGUUUUCCAGAUGUCAUCCUGCCAGGUGACACACGCAAUGACCUGUAUCUGACCCUCGAACGGGGUGAGUUUGAGAGGGGCGGCAAGAGCGUCCAGAAGAACAUUGAAGUCACACUCUAUGUACUCUACGCUGACGGGGACACGCUCAAAGACUGUAUCAGUUUGGGCAGCGGGGAGCCCAACACCAGCGAAUAUCGCUCUUUUGUCCUUUACCACAACAACAGCCCUCGCUGGAGUGAGAUGGUCAAGCUGCCCAUUCCCAUAGAUCGUUUCAGAGGGUCCCACCUACGCUUUGAGUUCAGACACUGCUCUACUAAAGACAAAGGGGAGAAAAAACUGUUUGGUUUUGCCUUCACUCCCCUGAUGAGAGAAGACGGGACCACGCUGUCAGAUGAGAGCCAUGAGCUGUAUGUGUACAAGUGUGAUGAAAAUGCCACCUUCAGUAACCAGGGUCUGUACCUGAGCCUGCCCUGCUGUAAAGAGGACUUCAACAGCUGCCCCAACCUGCCGGCCAACCUGCCCUUCCAGAGAAGCCCUAAAGAGACCUUCUGGGUCUCCACGAUACUCUGCUCCACCAAACUCACACAGAAUGUCGACCUCUUGGCUCUUCUGAACUGGAAGGCCCAUCCAGACAGGGUGUUGGACAUCCUCGGGAGACUGCGUCAGAUCAGCGGAGAGGAGAUUGUGAAGUUCUUGCGAGAUGUCCUGGAUACGCUCUUCUGUCUUUUAGAUGACAACACUGAUAAAUACGGACCACUGGUUUUCCAGUCAUUGGUGUUCAUCAUUAACCUACUCAGGGAUAGCCGUUUCUACCACUUCAGACCUGUCAUGGACUCCUACAUCCAAAACCACUUUGCUGGAGCUUUGGCAUACAAAGAGCUGAUUCGAUGUCUGAAAUGGUACAUGGACCGCUCGGCCGAGGUUGUCCGGCAGGACCACAUCCAGGAAGCCAUGAGGGCUCUGGAGUACCUGUUCAAGUUCAUUGUCCAGUCUCGUAUCCUGUACUCGAGAGCCACCUGUGGGAUGGAGGAAGAGCAGUUCAGAGCGAGCAUCCAAGAGCUCUUCCAGUCGAUCCGCUUCGUCCUGAGCCUGGACAGCCGCAGCUCAGAGAACCUGGUGUUCACGCAGGCAGCACUGUUGAACAGUUUCCCUGAUAUCUUUGAUGAGCUGCUGCAGAUGUUCACUGUUCAGGAGGUAGCCGAAUAUGUCAGGGGCACCCUAGGGAGCAUGCCCAGCACGGUGGACAUUGGCCAGUCUAUGGAUGUAGUCAAACUGCAGUCCAUUGCUCGUACAGUUGAGAGCCGCCUCUUCUUCUUCCCUGAGUCUCGUAGUAUUUUGCUGCCAGUGGUUCUGCAUCAUAUCCACCUGCAUCUGCGCCAGCAGAGGGAGCUGCUCAUCUGUUCUGGGAUCCUUGGCAGCAUCUUUUCCAUAAUCAAGACAAGCUCCAUGGAGUCUUCAGUUCAGGAGGAGGUGGAGAUGAUGGUGGAGAGCCUUCUGGACGUGUUGUUGCAGACUCUGCUGUCCAUCAUGAGCAAGUCUCACUCAGUGGAGACGUCCAGAGGACAACGCUGUCCCCAGUGCACCGCGGAGAUAACGGGGGAGUAUGUUUCCUGUCUUCUCUCUCUGCUUCGACAAAUGACAGAGAUCCACUUUCACCAUCUACUGAACAACUUUCAUAGCAAGGAGGAGCUGAAGGAGUUCCUGUUGAAGAUCUUCUGUGUGUUUCGCAAUCUGAUGAAACUGACCAUCUUCCCCCGAGACUGGAGCGUCAUGAGGCUUCUAACUAGUCACAUCAUCGUAGUGACAACACAGUUUCUGUCUCCGGCGCUGCACAAGAACUUCUCAGAGGCCGAUUUUGAUUUCAAGGUGUGGAAUUCCUUUUUCAGUCUCACUGUACUGUACAUCAACCAGCCCAGCCUGCAGCUAGAGGCGCUUGGCCCUGCUAAGAGAAAGAAAGUCCUUGACAAGUAUGGAGAUAUGAGAGUGAUGAUGGCAUAUGAGCUCUUCAGCAUGUGGCAAAAAUUAGGUGACAACAAGCCCCACUUCAUCCCAGGAAUGAUGGGACCCUUCCUGGGAGUCACCCUCGUCCCUCAAAUGGAGGUUCGAAACAUAAUGAUCCCAAUUUUCCACGACAUGAUGGAUUGGGAGCAGAGGAAAAACGGCAACUUCAAACAGGUGGAAGCAGAGCUGAUGGAUAAGCUGGACAGCAUGGUGUCAGAUGGGAAAGGCGAUGAUAAUCACAGAGAGCUCUUCAGCCUUUUGACCCAGCUGUUUGGUCCUUAUCCAAGCCUGCUGGAGAAGAUAGAGCAGGAAACCUGGAGAGAGACGGGGAUCUCAUUUGUCACAUCAGUCACAAGACUUGUUGAGAGAUUACUGGAUUACAGGGACUGUAUGAAAGGAGAUGAAAUGGAGAACAAGAAAAUUGGUGGUUCUGUCAACCUCAUGAACUUCUACAAGUCAGAGGUCAACAAGGAGGACAUGUACAUCCGUUACAUCCACAAGCUGUGUGACCUCCAUCUUCAAGCAGAGGACUUCACAGAGGCAGCGUUCACCCUGCUGUUGUACUGGGAGCUGCUGCAGUGGGAGGACCGGCCCCUGAGGGAUUUCCUCCACUAUCCCUGUCAGAGCGAGUGGCAGCGCAAAGAGAACCUGAGUCGUAAAAUCCUCCACUACUUCAACAAGGGCAAGUGCUGGGAAUAUGGAAUCUCUCUCUGCCGGGAGCUCGCUUUCCAGUAUGAGACUUUAUAUGAUUAUCAGAGCCUCAGCUGGAUACGGAAAAUGGAGGCAGCAUACUAUGACAACAUCAUUGAACAGCAGAGGAUUGAACCCGAGUUCUUCCGAAUGGGCUUCUAUGGCAGGAAGUUUCCUUUCUUCCUUAGGAAUAAGGAGUUUGUCUGUCGUGGUUAUGACUAUGAACGACUCGAGGACUUCCAGCAAAGGAUGUUGGGGGAGUUCCCACAAGCCAUCGCCAUGCAGCAUCCCAACCAACCUGACGACACCAUCCUGCAGAGUGACGCUCAGUAUCUGCAGAUCUAUGCGGUGACUCCAGUGUCAGACAUCUCUGAUGUGCCUCAGCUGGAGCGAGUGCCUGAGAGGAUCAAGAGCUUCUACCGCAUAAACAACGUCAGCCGUUUCCACUAUGACAGGCCUUUCCACAAGGGGCCCAAGGACCGCGAGAACGAGUUCAGGAGUCUGUGGAUUGAGAGAACAACCCUGAUCCUCUCCCGUCCUCUCCCCGGGAUCUCCCGCUGGGCCGAGGUGGAAAGGAGAGAAGUGGUGGAGGUGAGCCCUCUGGAGAAUGCCAUUUACGUGGUGGAGAAUAAGACCCAGGAGCUGCGGACUCUGAUCAGCCAGUACCAGCACAGGCAGCAUCAUGGCAACAUCAACCCGCUCAGCAUGUGCCUCAAUGGGGUCAUAGAUGCUGCUGUGAACGGAGGCAUCGCCAGAUAUCAGGAGGCCUUCUUUGAUAAGGACUACAUCAGCAGUCACCCAGAGGACACAGAGAGGAUCACACAUCUGAAGGAUCUGAUGCAGGAGCAGGUGCACAUUCUUGGAGUGGGGCUGGCUGUUCACGAGAAACUGGUGCAUCCGGAGAUGCGUCCCCUGCACAAAAAGCUUGUAGACCAGUUCCACAUGAUGAGGACGGGUUUACACCAUGGUGUGCCCAGCGUGGAUCGAUUCGGCCCUGCUGGCUGCCAAGGGGUCAACUCUCCAAGAGGCAUCCUCUCCUCCCACAGCCACAUGAGCCCUGAGAGUGUGCGCCUCAUACACAGACACAGCCCUCUGAACCUUCAGGGCUCGAUCCGUCACUCAUCCUCCUCCCUGUCCUCUCACACGUCCAGUGAGGCAGGAAACCUCGUCAUCAUGACUGACGGGCUGAUGGGAGAGCACCCCGAGGAGGCGUUACACAUGCAGCCGAGCCCCUCCUCCUCCAGCCUGAGCUCAAUCCGCUCCAACUCUUCCCAGAUUAUUAACUCUGCUCCCUCGAGUGCCAGAGGUUCUCCAUCCUUGCCUGAUAAAGCCAAACACAACCGGGAAGUGAUGAUACUGUUGCCAUCUCAUCGUGAGAGGGCCAACAACACCAUGUACUACAACAUGGCAGAGAAUGGACAGAACAACCACAUGCAGCGUGCCUUACUUCAACAAGUUAGCCCCUGUAAGCCGUGUGCUGAUCCUCACAUGAAUCUGCCAGAGAAAGUCUUUCCCAAUGCUCCCAGCAGCUGGAGUCUGGAUGGAGAGAACAGGGAGCAGGUUUCCUACAUGCCAGCUUCUACUGGAGGGGUAAUCAUGCCCCCUGUCCCACCCAGGUCCUUCCCACCAGGACACUUCCUGAUGCACUGUGAUGCGUUUCACCACCAGAACAGCGACCCUCCCCCUGCCCUGCCUGUCCGUUCUCUUCGAAAGUCUCCUCUCCACCCGAUCCCUGGCUCCCCCACCAGUCCCCAGUCAGCUCUGGGGGGCAGUAACUCCACUCUGUCAGGCAGCGCCAGCAGUGGUGUUUCCUCCUUGAGCGAGAGUAACUUUGGAGGUCAGUAUCCAGAACCUGGCCCGAUCAGGAAUGAUGCCUUGGAGCCUCUUCCCAGUCACCUGUGGUCCCCUCCGGACGAGUACCUGGCCUCUCCCUACCUGCACAUCCACUAUGGCGGACCAGAGAUCGACUCCGUGGACCCUGUCCGCCCCUUCCAUUACCGCAGCCCCGCCUCCCACCCGCACACCCACCCACACCCUCACGCCCACGCCCACUCCGGGCUGGACAGCCAUUCCCACGGGCCGCCGCCUCACCACCACGCUCCCACUCAUGGCCCUCAUCACAUCCCUUACCGCAGGCCUCAGCCUCCGGCCGUGCCGCCUAAGCCCUACCUGAGAGAGGGCUGCAUCCCCGAGGAAGAGCUUCCGCCUCAGCCCAUCCCGCUGCCCCGCAGGAUCUUCCACUCCCCUCACGGCCACAGGGAGGACCAGGGGAAGCAUGCCUGGGAGCAGUGCAUCAGCGAGGAGCAUGAGGAGGCGCAGUGAUGAGGAGGCUCCGGUUAUAUUUCAGUUAGAGCUUUCUUCUCCUUGUCUUUUUCCCUUCAUUUGCACUGAGUUAAAGAAGCAGUGAUAGAAAGAGUCUGACGCGAAGCGGCGGAGUGUGUGUGUUCCGCCGACCCUUCUUGCUCUGUGUUUUAUUUUCAGUGCACAUGAAGGAAAGAAACGAAGGAGCGAACCUCUGUGAAUCUACAGUAUGAGGCACAACUGCCGUCACUGCUCCGUGUGGCCUCUUAGUUAUUAUUAAAAGAAAAUUAUCUGUUGAACAGUGAGACAGAUUAACUGUGUUCAAAAAUUGAUAUUGAUUGUACACAAUUGUACAACUCGUCUGUGAGCAUGUUUUUUCAUUUGAUAAUAAUACAACAACAGUUUUGUGAAAUAUGACGACCAUGAUCAUAACCAACAUGAUCCCAGGUGCAGUAUAAGCUCUGAACUCUGUUAAUUUUUGCUUUUCAUGUCAUUUUCACAACACGAGGCAACUACAGAAGGUUAAUAUUCACAGUGAAGUGACUUCUCUGCUUUAAAUGCUUCAUAUAUAUGAAUUCUUAUUUUGAUAAAUUUGCUACAUUAUAGUGUUUUCAAAGGCUUAUGUCCAUUAUGUUUUUCAAAACACUGUUAAGUGCUCCUUAAUAGUGAAUCAUAUCAAAAUGGCGCACUGUAAUACGUGUUGCUGCCGGGCUGUCAUAAAUCGCAGGUCUAUAAGGUUGGACUUCAGCUCUCCUCUUGGACCGGCAACUCAAGGGACAUGAACUUCAGUCGAUGACAGACUGAUUUCCCAUCCGUACCAUGCGUACGGAAACCUACGUGAAUGUAUUCAGAUGAGAUGUUCUAUCUGUAUUGCACAAGCUGCAAUCCUAGUUUUUGUUUUAAGUGCUUUAAGUUCGGUCUAUGUUGAAGAAGUCUCUACUUGUCUCUUUUGUGUGACAGAGAUAUCUUGAGAGGAACGAGAGCAGUUCGGCAGAUUGAGGGGAAACUGAGGACAAUGGCAGGCGGGUUCCCACAGCCGCCAUGUUUCACGUUCAUGGUGAACGAAGAACGGGGACUUUCCACUUCACACCUCAACCACCUGCUGGACACUGAAAAAUAACAUCAGUUACCAUUCUCUCUCUCUCUUUCUCUCUUUUUCCCAUCCAUCUUUUUUCCUUCUCUCUAUGGUUGUCAGACCAUGUUAAGCAGUGAGGGUUGAGCCUGGACAGCUGCAGUGGCAUUGCGUUGCAUCUGAUGACGCUGUCUAGACCCCUCCCACCCCGCCACCCCACUGAGUGGCCAGUCGAGGAGCCCACUCAGACAGUGUUGGAAUUGCCUACCUGCCUUAAGUGCACUCAAAUGCAGUUUGACCCCCCCACCCCCCAUCCAGACUGUGAGAAGCUCAUUUAGCGAAAGCCACUCUCCUGUUCAUUCUGUUUCACUAUACGCUUCCUGAAGGGGAAAAAAAAAAAAGAUAUCUACCUACAGUAGUGAUGUUUUUGUAUGGUUUCGUCCCGCUUUGGUUUCAGAUUGUUGUUUGGUUUGUAGCGCUAAUAUUUCUUAUUCUGCCUGCGGCUCUUUCUCAAUCACCUUCUGUUGUGUGAAAACCGAUGACGUGUUUCAGAAGAAAACGCUGAAGCCCGGACUGAGAGGGAGGUUUUACUUUUUUGUGGAGCAGAAGAACAGCGCUGUUUAUUUGCGACAUAGUGGGUUGGAAGGAUAUAGCUAAUAUUUUAACAAUUACUUGUUUUCCUGGUUGUUUUUUUUGUUUUUGUUUUUGUUUUUUUGCAGGUGGAUGCUUUGUGUUACUGUACAUCAAGUUGUCAGCUGACUAGACAACAUCUAUUUUUGUAUGUGAGAUCAUCAGUGUGUGAACAUAUUUCAGAAACCGUACCGAGACAGAAGGCCCAGGUACUGCAUAGGCUGCUGUACUUUGUAUGGAUAUGAACCAGAGGUUAGAUAUAUACAGUAUGUGAGUAUCUCUUUUGAGCUUGGUGGCAUUGAGGAUAACUGGUGACUGAAGUGAUACUCAAAAUAUACGUACAAUAGAAUUUUUCAAUGUAAAUUCUGUUAUUGUACAUACAGCAGUAUUGUGAAAUAUUUUUGAGAAUUAUUGCAGACGCCCCAAAAAGGUUUAUCGUUGUUUUGUGUAUAUACAUGUACUCCAGAGAUCAAUGUAAUUGAUAAAUAUCUAUAAUCAGUGUUUGAAAAAGGACAAAUCCAUUAGACUGUGGCUGUCUCCACCGUUCUUGACUUUGAGUCUUCUCAUAUAAAUACUUUAUACACUUUUCAAUGUGCUUUCCUGUACAUAUGGUGUUAGCAUGAUCAAACAGUGUUUGGUUGUAAAAGUGGUUUUCCUACUCCCAUAACUGCUGUGGUAUGGAAUUCAUUAACGAUGCCAAACAUUAAAGACAAUCUUUUAUCAGCUCUAA
This is a messenger RNA of Lates calcarifer (barramundi perch), 9606 nucleotides long. RefSeq names its product dedicator of cytokinesis protein 3. NCBI's taxonomy places the organism in Eukaryota, Metazoa, Chordata, Actinopteri, Centropomidae. Gene Ontology annotation, cellular component: plasma membrane; cytoplasm. Gene Ontology annotation, molecular function: small GTPase binding; guanyl-nucleotide exchange factor activity. The transcript has 54 exons. The record is from RefSeq and is a predicted model, not a curated record. The coding region runs from base 956 to 7195 and encodes 2079 amino acids. Gene Ontology annotation, biological process: small GTPase-mediated signal transduction.